Messenger RNA from Anthostomella pinea, 228 nucleotides. The record is from the annotation of a GenBank genome assembly. NCBI's taxonomy places the organism in Eukaryota, Fungi, Ascomycota, Sordariomycetes, Xylariales, Xylariaceae.
AUGAUACUCUUCGGAAGCCUGAUCUACGUGUCGGUCCUCCUCGUGAAUGCGAUCGCCAUCCUCUCCGAAGACCGCUUCCUCGCUCGCAUUAAUCUCUCGUCCGCCGCGUACGACCCGGCAUUCGGAACCGGUCCCGACGCGCAGAGCGCAAAGGGGAAAAUCAUGAACCUGAUCGCGAGCGUACGGACCGUGAUGAGGAGUAAGAGACCUGUCUACGUAGCCUUCUGA